UCGUUGUUCUUUCUAGGGAUGAACACUUUAUCUGAUAUCCGAAGCCGCACCCGAACCCGACCCAAAAAAACCUGAACCGAAAUUCGAACCGAAGUAGCAAAAUAUCUGAAUGGAUAUUAAAUUAGGAGAAAUUGGAUAUCCAAACUCGAACGGGUAAUAUCCAAACUCGAAUGGACAUCCGAAGAUAACCGAAUAUAUAUAUAUAUAUAUAUAUAUAUAUUUACCCUUAUAUUUCCAAUUUACAUCUCUCAUUUUUUCAAUAUUUAUAUUGAUGUUACACAUACUUUAAGAUCAUAAAUAUAUAUAAUUAUGGAGAAAAUGAUUUGAUAAUCAUUUAAAAUGUAUGUCAAACUUUUUGUUUCAAGUAUUAACAAAAGUUACAUUCAAAGUUUAAAAACAAUACCCAAAUUAAUAUCUAUUUGUUUUUGAAAUAUUAUAUCCAAACCUAUUAAUCAUUCAAUAUAUAAAAAAAAUCAAUUAACUGAAAUCUAUAUUUUUAAAUACAAGAAACUUAAAAAAUGAAAUUUUUUUUCUUUUAAAAUUUAAAUAUCCGAACCCGAUUCAAAAUAACUGAAUACGAAUUAAAAAUACAUGAACUCGACCCGAAGUACAGAAAUUCCUGAACGGGUUCUCUAUCCCUAUAUUGAAAUACCCGAAUGGGUAUCCGAACGCCCUUAGUUCAUAGCAAAAACACAUUAUUACCGAAUUAUGAAUUUAGUCCGACUUGUGACAAUUGGGUAGCGAUCAAGGAAACCCAAUGAAUCAUGACUUUUUAAACCUCUUUAGUAGUUAAUGCAGAAUCCAUCUUUAGUCAGUUGACCUGGAUUUAACCUCAAAUCUGCAGAUUUUUAUUAAUUGUUAUAAAGAUUUAUGUUUGGUUUGUAAUCACUAGAAGUUGUAGGAAACAUUUAAUGAUACGUGUUUUGUGCUUCUUCUGUGUUUAAUUAAAAUGUAAAAAUGUUUAAUCAAAAUAGCUUUGUAAGAUCUCUAUAAGUUAUGUAGCUGGAAAUAUUUAAAGAUAUGAAAUGACAAACAUAUAAUCUAAAUCUUUUUCUAAAACGAGAAAAACAGAUGGAAAAACUAGCCGCAUUGAGAAUGUUGUUAACCUUAACGAUUCUAUGUUUCUUCUACAAUGGAGUCCAUGGAACAGCUUCUCUAGAGAUUGAUAUGAAAUUAAAGGCUCUUAACAAGCCUGCAAUGAAGACGAUCAAAAGCGAAGAUGGAGAUAUAAUAUAUUGUGUGGAUAUCUAUAAACAACCUGCUUUUGAUCAUCCCGCUUUAAGAAAUCACAAGCUUCAGAUGAAACCGAGUAUGGAACUUGGUUCAAGGGAGACAAAUAGUCCAAAUGAUGGGUCUUCAAAACUGGUUACAUCCCAGAUUUGGACCCAAUCUGGUCAAUGUCCGGUAGGAACAAUACCAAUUCGUAGAGUCAGUAGGGAAGACAUAAGCAGGACCUCCUCACCAUCUAGCUUUGGAAGAAAACCUCCUCACAUAUACAAUACUCUAGAAAAAGCACACCAACACAAGGCUAAUACCAAUUCAACUGCUGGAAAAAAACACAACCCUCGUCCGAAAAACCGUUCGGAAGCAAUGUUUUUCGCAGUAGGGUCCAACUAUCUAGGCGCUCAAACCAAUAUAAAUGUUUGGAAUCCAUCAGGAGUUCAAAAGAGCGACUACAGCUCCGCCCAAAUGUGGUUGCUUGCUGGUGAUCAGUCGGAAAUGUCUGAGGUCAUAGAAGCUGGUUGGAUGGUGAAUCCACGUGUUUUUGGAGACAACCGCACACGGUUCUUUGCCUACUGGACCAAAGAUGCCUACCGUAAAACAGGUUGCAUCAACCUCUUAUGCUCGGGCUUUGUGCAAACAAGUAAACAUUUAGCCUUAGGAGCAGCGAUAGAACCUGUUUCAAGUAGCGGGCAUGAGCAAUAUUACAUAACCGUUAAAAUAUACCAGGAUUUGCAGAGCAAGAAUUGGUGGCUGGCGAGCCACGACAACGUGUAUGGAUACUGGCCAAGUGCAAUCUUUAAACACCUACCACAGGGUGCCACCGCCGUGCAGUGGGGUGGAGAAGUCUAUAGUCGUAACGUGAGGAAAAAGCCACACACCAAAACUCCAAUGGGAAGUGGAGAGUCGCCAAUUCAACUCUUUGGCAAGGCUUGUUACCACACUUUCAUAAGGAUUAAAGACGCUUCCAUGCAGCCCAAGUAUCCUAUGCCCCUUGCCGAGUUCUCGGAUGAGAACCAGUGUUACACUACGAUUCUCCACAAGGAAACAAACGUGUCGGAGCCGUAUUUAUACUUCGGAGGGUCUGGUCAGAGUCCUCUCUGUCGUUGACCUCAGUCUUCAGUUUCAUAGUUUGCUCAUGACUUGUCUGAUCUAGAAAGAAUAAAAGAGAUUGUUAAAUUAUAAGCUUAUGAAAUCUGAAAAUUAUAAUAAGAAUGAUCAAACACUAAGGACUAAUCGUUGAUGAUGAACUAACGUAGAAAGUCAAAUGGCGAAUUUAAAUGUUGGAUUUCGUAGAAAAUAAAACAUCACACACAAUAGGUUCGGUUUUAAAUUAAAACCACUUUUUGUAUUUCGGUUCGGUUUUAAUUGAUUCGAUUUUACCGGAAUGAACACUCCUACACAAUAUGAAAUAAAUAAAUCAAAUCCGUUUUGGAAUUUGACAGUUUUCUUAAACAUUUUUGUACCCAUUAUAUUGUUUUAAAAAUAAAAAAAAAUA
Messenger RNA from Brassica rapa (field mustard), 2719 nucleotides. RefSeq lists its product as uncharacterized. Lineage: Eukaryota; Viridiplantae; Streptophyta; Magnoliopsida; Brassicales; Brassicaceae. The record is from RefSeq and is a predicted model, not a curated record.